AUGAAGUCUUCUAUUGUGCUUGCUGUGCUUCUUAUCCCGUUGGUGGCAGCUCAAGUUCCUCAUUGGGGUCCGUGCCCUGAGCCCUCCGUGCAGCCGGCGUUCAACCUUAAACAGUUCAUGGGGAGAUGGUUUGAGAUUGCCAGACUGCCAGCUCAGUUUGAGAAAGGACGCUGCAUCGAGACCAAUUUCACCAUGAAGUCCGACAGUUCCAUUCGAGUGGUCAGCUCUGAAAUCUUCAAAGGGGAAAUCAAGAGAAUCGAAGGCACUGGUGUGACUGAGGACAUGAAGCAUCCUGCUAAACUGGGCAUAAGUUAUUCUUACGUGCUGCCCUACACUCCGUACUGGAUCGUCUCCACUGACUACGUGAACACGGCGCUGGUGUACUCAUGCACGGACGUCCUGCGGCUCUUCCACGUGGACUUUGCGUGGGUCCUGAGCCGGAGCCGCACUCUGCCCGAGGCCACGGUGCAAAAAGCCCGAGAGACCUUCGAAAACAACAACAUCGACACCACGCGCAUGAUCAUGAGCAAACAGCAGGGGUGCGACAAGGAGCUGUGA
Knipowitschia caucasica is the source of this 558-nucleotide messenger RNA. NCBI's taxonomy places the organism in Eukaryota, Metazoa, Chordata, Actinopteri, Gobiiformes, Gobiidae. The record is from the annotation of a GenBank genome assembly.